Molecule: messenger RNA, 23679 nt
Organism: Panthera uncia (snow leopard)
Lineage: Eukaryota; Metazoa; Chordata; Mammalia; Carnivora; Felidae
Gene: BTBD9
Product: BTB domain containing 9
Exons: 10
Coding region: 98-1720 (540 amino acids)
Biological process (GO): adult locomotory behavior; circadian behavior; modulation of chemical synaptic transmission
Molecular function (GO): protein binding
Source: RefSeq, a predicted model, not a curated record
UAAGGGGGGUGCGGAGCAGGCGGAAGAGGCGUCCGUGCGGGCGGCUAGGUCGCAGAGAAACAUCGUUGGGAUCAGCGAUUAUCACCUGUUCUACAAGAUGAGUAACAGUCACCCUCUUCGCCCCUUUACUGCUGUGGGUGAAAUUGAUCAUGUGCACAUUUUGUCUGAACAUAUUGGUGCCUUGCUGAUAGGGGAAGAAUAUGGCGACGUCACAUUUGUUGUGGAAAAGAAACGCUUUCCUGCCCACAGGGUAAUUUUAGCAGCGAGGUGCCAAUAUUUUCGAGCGUUACUGUAUGGUGGGAUGCGAGAAUCUCAGCCCGAAGCAGAAAUCCCUCUUCAAGACACCACUGCAGAAGCAUUCACAAUGCUGCUAAAAUACAUCUACACCGGGCGGGCAACGCUGACAGAUGAGAAGGAGGAGGUGUUGCUGGACUUUCUGAGCCUAGCUCAUAAAUAUGGAUUUCCAGAGCUGGAGGACUCUACCUCUGAGUAUCUCUGCACCAUACUUAACAUUCAGAAUGUCUGCAUGACUUUUGAUGUUGCCAGCCUCUACUCACUUCCCAAGUUAACUUGCAUGUGCUGCUUGUUUAUGGACAGAAAUGCUCAGGAGGUGCUCUCAAGUGAAGGCUUCCUCUCUCUUUCUAAGACAGCACUUUUAAACAUCGUAUUAAGAGAUUCAUUUGCAGCUCCCGAAAAAGAUAUCUUCCUAGCCUUGUUAAAUUGGUGUAAGCACAAUUCAAAGGAGAAUCAUGCUGAAAUCAUGCAGGCUGUGCGUUUGCCUCUGAUGAGCCUCACUGAACUUCUGAAUGUUGUGAGGCCUUCAGGACUGUUGUCUCCUGAUGCCAUUCUGGAUGCUAUUAAAGUUCGAUCUGAGAGCCGGGAUAUGGACCUCAAUUACAGAGGCAUGCUCAUACCAGAAGAAAAUAUUGCAACUAUGAAGUAUGGAGCCCAGGUUGUAAAAGGGGAGCUGAAGUCUGCCUUAUUAGAUGGUGAUACUCAAAAUUAUGAUUUGGAUCAUGGAUUUUCUAGGCACCCAAUUGAUGAUGACUGCCGUUCUGGCAUUGAGAUUAAGCUAGGUCAGCCAUCUAUUAUCAAUCACAUACGGAUACUCCUGUGGGACCGAGAUAGCCGGUCUUACUCAUACUUCAUUGAAGUGUCAAUGGAUGAACUUGAUUGGAUCAGAGUGAUUGAUCAUUCGCAGUAUCUGUGUCGUUCUUGGCAGAAAUUAUAUUUUCCAGCCCGUGUCUGCAGGUAUAUUCGAAUAGUUGGGACUCACAACACAGUGAACAAGAUUUUUCACAUUGUGGCUUUUGAAUGUAUGUUUACAAACAAAACCUUCACUCUUGAGAAGGGGCUGAUAGUUCCCAUGGAGAAUGUUGCAACAAUUGCUGAUUGUGCCAGUGUGAUUGAAGGAGUCAGCCGGAGCCGAAAUGCCUUGCUGAAUGGGGACACCAAGAAUUAUGAUUGGGACUCUGGCUAUACGUGUCAUCAGCUAGGAAGUGGUGCAAUUGUGGUUCAACUGGCACAGCCGUACAUGAUCGGGUCAAUACGGUUAUUACUUUGGGACUGUGAUGAUCGAAGCUAUAGCUACUACGUUGAGGUUUCCACCAACCAGCAACAAUGGACCAUGGUGGCCGACAGAACUAAAGUCUCUUGCAAUUGUUCUUCAGUCACCUUUCCAUCUGGUGUGCACCUUAGGUCUGGGGCCACUUGCCGCUAAGGUGAGCAUGUCAGGCUCGUCCUCGUUACUGACCUCUCUAUCUUAAACCUUGAAAUUGGUGACUUCAGUUGUUCUGCUUCAGCCAGUGCUGCUGAGGGCCAAAUGAAGUUCACGCUGAAACCGAGUCCUCCUCGCCAGGCUCAAAUUUCAGAAUCAUUUCUCCCUUCACAGCUGCAUUUGUACAUCAGUCCUGAAAGUUGUUUCUAAAAGAUUAGGGCUAGGGAAAUGUAGCCAGCCCUUGGCUUCACGUCAGCCGAUGCUCUAGCCCUUCAGGCCCACCUGCCCCCCUCUCAGGGCUUCCUUUUUCCCGGCAGGAAGCCUGUGCAGAUCUUGAUUGAUUCAUUCAACCCAUUUUUAUGAGGUACCUUCUGUGAGGUUGGAACUAUGCCAGGCAAGCAUCCACCUGACCACAAAAGUCAAGAGCGCAUGGGAGUGGGCUGGUGCUUGCAUCUUGGCGGCCCCAGUUGACUACCGAGAGUGUGAAGUGCAGGCUGUCUGUGGGUUAGCAGUUUACUGUUCACCUACUGCUUCCCAGGCCCCCGGCUGGUAGAGACAUCAGAGCCCCGCCCCCAAGGAGGGCACAGGCUAGUGGAUGAAAUAACGUGCGCAUGGAUAAAAAAUGAAAAUCUGUGUUGGAAUUGUUUGGGUUUAAUGUAAAAUAUUUCAAUCUCAGCCUUUAUAUUAGGGAUUUUGUUCUUGAAGUACUUACCAGUAUCUUUCCACCAGAAAGGGAAAGUGUGCAAUACAGUACCAUUAACUGCACGUGCAGAAUAAAAAUCCCUGGACUAGACAUCAGGAGGCUUGGCUCUCAACCAUAGUUCUGCCUCUGACUGGCCAAGCAUCCUAGGGCAAGUCCUUUACUCUCCCUGUACCUCUGUCUCCACCUCUGUAAAACACCAAAGGCUUAUGUGCAGGCUCUGAGAACUGUACUUAUUAAAAUAGUACAGUUCAUUGUUAUCAACAAAAAUGUGAAACAGUUAUGUAAAACAUAAAGUACAAUGGAUUUAUCUCUAAUGUUCCUUCUAAAGUUUACAUACCACAAUUCUCAAGUCCUACUAGGGUAUGUGUUGGCUGGACAGAUGUACCGACACCAACAUGCAUGUAUGCUAUGCAUAUAAAAUAUAUAUGUGAGCUUUAAUAAACUCCUGCAUGUGAGGUAGAGCCAGCUGCUUCUCUGUCCUCUCCCUAGCCCCUGGAAACUCUCAUUUGUUGCCAUGAACCGGGCCCAAACAGCUACGAGGAGCUCCACCUCUAGAGAGAGGCCUGCAACCUCUGAUAUUCUUGUUGUUGAGUGAAAAAUAAAUAAAUAAAAUGAAAUAUAUUAAAUACCUUGAGCUUCCUGGAGAUAAAAGCUGUAAUACAUACACUAAAGUUAUAUUUGAAAGAAACGUGGUCAUGUAGAACAACGAAUAGAGGUUAAAUGACUCUGUGUUGAAAGAAGGGUCAGGAAGUUCACCUCUUCCUUCUACAGUCACUAAGUACACACCUCAUGACUGGAAGCCGUUUCCUAAUGAAAUAUUAACAUCCAGUAGAUGGUGGGUAUGCAUUAAAAAUGUUUUAACAUUUGUAUUUUUAGCAUGGACACUGUGGUAUCAGUUAAAAUAAUUAGCCCUUGCCUUUAAUCUAAAAGCCUUAUCUCUUUACUCUUACUUUUUUAGAAGGCAGAUGUUUUAAAACUGAUUUGAAAAUCAAAUUUGCCCUUCAGUGAUUUCAUUUGGAAGAAACAUAGAAGUAAACAUUAUAAAGGAGGCUUUUCAGUACAUUAUGCAUGCAAAUGUGGCAGCCGAAUUCAGGUUCACAAGUGGAGGUGGAUGACUGUUCUGGUUGAGAAAGGUUGAGUUGUUUAAAUGAAUACAAAGGUCAUCCACCCUCAGAGCGUGUUCCUCUGUCAUUUAGUAGCAAGGCUAUUGCUUCAUGGUAAACUCUAUCUGCCAAAAGGGAAGAAUUGAAAGGCUUUGGCAGGCAAAGUGAAGCCGCGUUAAUCGUGCAAUGGCCGUGGAUCGCUUUUCAUUGAGCCCCUGCUCUCUGCCUAGCCCUGUGCCGGCUGUAACAGAAUGGGGUUAAGGGGGUUUUGUGCUCCUCUGGAAAUACCCACUGCUGGUGUUGAGGCUGUGGUUACAGCAAUUAACUGUGUCCUCAGAUAUAUUUACAGGUUUGUCUGAUACUCCUCGAGGGUCUGGGACUAUGUCUUAUUUGUUUCUGAAUCACCAAAACUCAGCACACAGACUGACAUGUGGUAGGAGCUUAGAAAUGAUUCGUGAGCAAAUGAAUGAAUGAACUUAUGAAUGAAUGAUGAGGGAUUAUAUUUUGGGGGCAUUUUUUCUUAAUGGAAUGGGAACACAGGUUUUUCAGACUUACAGGGAAUUAAUUAGAUAAAGGUUAUCACUACGGAAGAGUGGAAAAUGAGAUUGAAACUAAUCCAAACCAAAUUCUUGCUAUCUGUCCAGGAGAUCAAAAACCUGAGCCCUCCUACAUGUCUGUAGAGAAGUAGUCUCCCAGGGGCGCCUGGGUGGCGCAGUCGGUUAAGCGUCCGACUUCAGCCAGGUCACGAUCUCGCGGUCCGUGAGUUCGAGCCCCGCGUCAGGCUCUGGGCUGAUGGCUCGGAGCCUGGAGCCUGUUUCCGAUUCUGUGUCUCCCUCUCUCUCUGCCCCUCCCCCGUUCAUGCUCUGUCUCUCUCUGUCCCAAAAAUAAAUAAAAAACGUUGAAAAAAAAAUUAAAAAAAAAAAAAAAGUAGUCUCCCAUCUAAGGAAGUGUGACCACCCUGCCUACAUUUUGGAUUAAAAACCCUAUAGGCCUAGCUCCUCACUGGGUGGAUUCAGGAACAGGAUGAGUGGAGCAUCCCUUGGGAAGAGCUUGCUAGAGCAGGCAGGAGGAAGCCUGGGCUUUAGGAGGAAGCUUGACCUCUUUAUGUGAUAGUAAUCCGUGAUCCAGAGAGACUCGUUUAAAAAGGUCUCAUUAAGGGCGCCUGGGUGGCUCAGUCGGUUAAGCGGCCGACUUCGGCUCAGGUCAUGAUCUCACGGUCUGUGAGUUCGAGCCCCAUGUCGGGCUCUGUGCUGACAGCUCGGAGCCUGGAGCCUGUUUCCGAUUCUGUGUCUCCCUCUCUCUCUCUGACCCUCCCCCGUUCAUGCUCUGUCUCUCUCUGUCUCAAAAAUAAAUAAAUGUUAAAAAAAAAAAAUUUUUUUUAAAUAAAUAAAAAAAAAUAAAAAGGCCUCAUUAAAUGAACUGCAGCUCUAAGUCCAAUGACAGUCAGGAACCUUCUGGGAAGAACUUUAUGCUAUGCUACCUCUCUCUUGUAUCUUUUAUCUCUUUCUAUUUAAGAAUCCUUAUUUAUCUCAGGUUUCUUAGGGAACAUGAUAAAAACUUUUCUGGGUUGUUCCCUGUUUUCUACCCUCCUUUUCUGCCGGGAUGGUUCAGAUUAGGCGGGAGGUUCCAUGUGUAGCGCAUACCCCCUCCCAUUUGCUCCUCUGGCACUCUCCUCAGCCUGGGCAGACAAGACCACCUUCGCCUCUGGUGUUGGACUGGUGCUGAUGGCUCCAAGAGUUUUUCCCGAAUACUUCUGGCUGAAGCUACUUCUACAUCUCUAAUCAUUGGAAAGCAUAAAAGGGGCUUCUUUUAACAAAUAUUUUGGCAUGCACUGCACACAAGGGAGAGUCAGCACUACAUUCAUACUCAUUGUUCUGUGUCCUGAAUCAGGUUGAGAAUUCACUGAACUCCUCCUUGAGCCCUGGAAAGUGGACUUUCUACAUCAUAGGUCUCCCUAGGAAGCCCUUGGAAGGCAAAACUUUCAGUCUAUUGACAAACAAAAAAGUCUCUGAGUUUCUUAAGAACCUAAGUCAUUCCAUGAAUAAAAAAGAUGUGGUGUGUAUACAUAAUGGUGUAUUACUCAGUCGUGAGAACGGAGGAUAUCCUGCCAUUUGUGACCACAUCAAUGGACCUUGAGCACAUUAUGCUAAGCAAGAUAAGUCAGACGGAGAAAGAUAAAUACUGUUUAUCAUUUAUAUGUGGCACCUAAAAAGGCCAAACCUGUAAAGUGCGCACGCACAUGCACACACACACACACACACACACACACACACAAAGUAAAAUGGCAGUUACCAGGGGAUGGGGUGGUGCAUAAGAGUGACGGUGUUUAAGGGUACAAACUUGCAACAAGUAGUAAAUAAGUCCUAGCGAUCUAUUGCACAGUAUAAUAAAUAUAGACAACAAUGUUAUACUAUAAUUAUGUAACUGAUAAAUAUCACUACAAUGGCAAUCAUAUGAUAAUAUGUAAAUGUAUCAAAGUAACACACUGUACACCUUAAACUUACACAAAGUUACACAUCAGACAUUCAAUAAAAAAAUUGUUAAAAAAAACCUCAUUCAGGGAAGAGAAAGGGGUGGGGUGGGAGAGGUGGAGUGUACCUGCCAGAUGCACGGAUGACUGAUCUGUUAGGAAGCAGAGACUAUGCCAGCCCCACUCAUUUGUCUUUGUGUCUCUCAGAGGCUGGUGUAGAGAGAUGAUGAAGGAAAUAUCUCAUUGGUUUCCUUUACAUUUGAGGCACUCGUGUAGAUAUGAGCCAAGAGAGCUAGCACCGGGGUUCUCCAUUUUACCCCUGCCCGUAAAAGCAUCCUCUGUCAGCAAGGGACAGCAGCAGCCUGUGGGGCUGUAGACGUCCAGAGAGAGCAGGGGAUGGCGAAACCUCCACGACCAGCUUCACAUGAUGGCCCCCGGUGUCCUCUAACGAGAACCCCGAGGGGGCCGUCUCACAGACUCCUCAGGGUCCACUCUUCUCAACUUCCUUCUCCCCUGCUGUCCCACACAAGCUAAUGCCUUCUUCUAUAUUCACAUCCAUUUAUUCCCCCAACCUAGAAACAUCUAAUCAUACUCAACUCAUUUCUUUCCAUUGUCUAGAUCGAUUGUGUUUGCUUCUGUCUUCUCACCGACUCUCAGCUGGUCUCCGCAGCCUCCCCCUCCACCUCCUGUCUCUCUUCCCUUUCUGCCUCUAUAGUUGCCAUUAUAAAACAGAGCUAUCAUACCACCACUUGCCCACAAUCCAGGUGUCUCUGCCUGACAUCUGUAGGAUCUCUGCAAGAUCCUACAGUCUGACCCCAAACUUCACAUCCACCUCUUUUCCUCUUGCUUCUGUAUCCGCCCUCUGCUUUCAAUGCCGUGGGCCCCUCCUUGUUCUCUGGACCUGAUCUGUGCUUUCUCGUCUUGGUGGAACGUCCAUAUGUUAUUGCUCCUACCUCAAAUGCUGGUCUUUAUUGUCCAUCCCUAACCCCUGCCCCUUCUCUGGCGAAUUCUGGGUCAUCCUUUAUGCCCAGCCUAGUGUUUGUUCUCUAUGAAGUGCAUCACGACCCCUCCAGACUAAACGUGGAAUAGCUAGAAUCCCCAACUCAGCUAAAUGUGGGAACCGCUCUUCCUUGAUCAGCCCUGAAACUGGACUCACAGACUUAGCAAGGAAGCGGAGGAUUUCAGGCCUGGCUAAAUGACGAAGCCACUUAAAGGGUUCAGAAGAAAGUAUUUUAAUUGCAUGGUAAGGAGGGCAGAACUGAAUCUGGUUUGUUCACUUCCAUGUUCCUGCCAUUGGUACAAGUUCAGUACAUGCUAAUGUGCAUGAAGGAUCCAGGAGACCAUGUGUGUCCUGAUCUAGAACUUAAAAGUCACUGCUGGAACUUGAGGAGCUCGUGGAUAACAUAGUCGUCAAAAAGGAACUGCGGGACCCAGAGACUCCCCUUCUAGGCAUACACUCAAGAGAAGUGAAAACGUAUGUCCACAUAAAAGCUCGGACAUGUGUGUCCAUUCACAGCAGCACUAGUCAUAGUGGCCUCAAAUUGGAAACACUCCAAAAGUCUACUAACUGAUGAAUGGAUAAACAAAUGUGGUACAUCCAUGGAAUAGUAUUUGGCCAUAAAUAAAGGAACGGAGUACUGAUACAUGCUGCAACCCGGAUGAACUUUGAAAACAUUUUGCUACAUGAAAGAAGCUGUGUAUUAUAUGAUCCAUGUAUCUGCAAUGUCCAGAAUAGGCAAAUCCAUCAUAGAAACAGAAAGUGGACUAUGGGCUCCCAGGGGCUGAGGGUGUUGGGGAGAAUGGGGAAUGACCAUUAAAGGGCAAGGCGUUUCUUCUUGGGGAGAUGAAACUGUUCUAAAAUUGAUUGUGAUGACAGUUUGCACAACUCCGUGAAUAUACUAAAAACCAUUGAAUUGUACACUUUGAAAGGGUGAAUUUUAUGGUACGUGAAUUAUAUCACACUAAAGCUGUUAUUUUUUAAACAGAACAAAGAGUCAGUGGAGCAUUCCCAGGUGGGGGCUAAAAGUACCCUUGCACGAAGCAGGAAGGACUCGUGUUAGGGACUAGGGACAGCUCCUCACAGUAGGAAGGCCCUCACAUUGCCCCGUUUUGUUAGCAUGAAUUCCAGCUUCCAGACCCCCUGCAGCUUUGGCUCACAGAAGGACCACACUGCUGUUGGUGGGCUCUUAGCUCCUAGAAAGAGACUACACUGAGACCGCAGCAGAGAAACAUAACUUCUCCCCACUACAUUUUCUCUGCCUUGUCCUUGCAAUUCCUUCGAGAAGGAAGAAGAGAGGCAUGGUUAAGAAAUUCACUUUUCCCUUCUCUCCUGUUUCCUGCUCCUGUGUGGCUGGGCCAGGGAUUACUGCUCUAAUGCAUUUUUAAUUUACAAAUGCAAAUUCAGAGAUUUCAUUCUGGGGCUUUGGGGUGAGAAGAGAGCAAAAUACAGACCAGAGGGCCUUGCUUACAUAGUAAAAAGAAUGGUCCUAUUUUCCUCACAUGUGGCUGGGCCACCACUGAGCCAUUGCAGCCCCAUUUCUAGCCCACUUAAUAUGUUGGAUACCAGGUCAACAGUAUGAGUUCCUUCUAUAGAGUCUGACAUUGUAAUGGGACUCUAAGUCAAUAAAAUUCAAAUUUUAAAAUCAGAAUGAUUCUUGCCCCUAAUGUUACACUAGAAUAAGCAUAUAUAAAUGCACAGGUUAGAGACAUUUACAUGAACUUGACCUGAUUGAGCAACAGCCCUCAUAAAUGGUCCUUGUGAUGUGAAAACAAUCUAAUCCUGUAACCACAGAGCUACAUGUGACAUGUUAAUUCUGCACCAACAUCAUACUAGAGGUCUCUCAGAGUGCAUGGUUUUUAAGUGGCAUGUCUGUGUUAUCUCACAUAAUACAUUUUUACUACCAAUUAUUGUCGGACCUAACUCACUGCUGGUAAUUCUGUUUGAUUCUUUAAUAGCAUCAUAAAAUAUUGAUAACAAACCAAAGUUGAUAACAACAAUGGUAAGAAAGGAACCAAGAACCAUUUUUAUUAAUACAAGGGAAGUCAUAGCAAAUUUAUUUCGUUUCUCCUGAUUCCAUAAUUCUCACUGUUAUUCAUCCAUUUAACAAAUAAAUUGAGCACCCACUAAGUGUUAGGCACUGAACAAGAGUAGACAAGAUACGUACUUACAUCAAGUAUACAUCUUAGCAGGGGGAAACAGGCAAUAACAUAAAUAAGAAACUUCCAGCUACGGAUAAAUGCUAUGAAAAAAAUCAAACAGAAUAAUAGAUAGUGAUGAGGCUGUGCUAGGCAAAAAGCAGCUACUUGAGCUCAGGCCUCUCUGACAAAGUGACAUUUGAGCUCAGUGAUAUAGAAGCCAGCCUUACAAAGGCUUGGGGAAAGAGAAUUUCGGGAAAAUUUAAGGUCACAAAGAAGAAAUGAACUUGGUGUAUGUGCAGAACAGAGAAAUAGCUGGGGUUGCCAAAGCUUGAGGAAGGAGUCAGAGAGUGGUAUGAGAUGGGAUGGAGAGGCCAGGACCUCUCAGAUCGUAUAUGACCUUUAGGUCUUGGUGUAAGGAGUGCAAGUUUCAUUCUAAGAGCAAUGGGGAGGGGCGCCUGGGUGGCUUAGUCAGUUAAGCAUCCAACUUCGGCUGAGGUCGUGAUCUCACGGUCCGUGAGUUCGAGCCCCAUAUCGGACUCUGUGCUGACAGCUCGGAGCCUGGAGCCUGCUUCAGAUUCUGUGUGUGUGUGUCUCUCUCUCUGUGCCUCUCCCCCGUUCAUGCUCUGUCUCUCUCUCUCUCAAAAAUAAAUAAACAAUAAUAAACAAAUUAAAAAUUAAGAGCAAUGAGGAGUUGUUGGAGGGUCUUAAGCAAACGAGUGGUAUGAACUGAUUUCUACUUUUUAAAGAUCACUCUGGUGGCUGUGUGAGAAAUGAAUUGAAGGGAGGUAAAUAUGGAACUGAGAGACCAGUAAGGAGGCUGGUGCUAUAACCCUGAAAAGCCAUGAUAGGGUCUCAGACUAAGGUGGUGACACUGGGGAUGAUGGGAAGUGGUUGGCUAUGGAAAACAUACUGCUGAUGGACUGGACGGGGAGCCAGAGUACGGAUGGGAGAGAGGAGAGAAAGAGCUCCUGGUAUAUACCUUUUGACUCUGUCCUUAGUCCUGGACAUUUCAACAUUUCACUGUUUUAAUCAAUGCCCUGAAAGAAGACAGAAGGCAGACGUGAGAUUUAAAAUGAUCUCUCCAUCCUCUAAUGUGGCACCAAACCAACAGGAUGGGUUUUAAUGGGAAUAAAUGUGAUGCCCUCCAUUUAGGUUCAGAAAAUCAAUUGUACAGCACAGUAUGGGGGCAGUGAAGCUUGAGAAAUGUUUAUGUGAAAAAAAGCUGUGGUUUUAGUUGACCACAAACUCAGUAUGAGCUGUUAGGAUGAGGCUGCUACAAACGUGAGGCAGUCUUAGUCUGCACUGGCUGCAUAGUGUCCAUAUACCCACGAGACCUUCCUCUUGUGCUCUGUGUUGGUCAGGACGCAUGCAUCCAUAUUUAAAGAGGUACGUUGAAGAUGACUAGAUGAUAAGAGUUCAGGAAGCUGAUUCAUGAUGGAGGGGAGUGGGCAGGGUAUCAACUGAAGGAACCAAGGAUAAAACAAGACCCAGGUAUGACAAGACCAAGGAAGUGGGUUGUGAGGUCACGAUAAUGAUCUCUCUCUCUUUUUUUUUUAAAGUAAACUUUAUGCCCAACAUGGAGCUUGAAUUUAUACAACCCCCAGAUCAAGAGUCACAUACUCUACCAAAUGAGCCAGCCAGGUGCCCCUGAUAAUGAUCUUUAAAUGUCUGCAGAGCCAUCUUGUGGAAAAGAGACUAAUUCUAUGAACCCCAGCAGUCGGCACUAACAUUUUUUAUCCAUACCUUCAACACACAUUUAAUGAGCAUCUACUCUCUCCCACUUAACAAUUUUUUUUAAGCUCCUGAACUUACGGUGCUCCGUUACGGUCCAGAGAGACACAUACAUAAAUAAAUAAAUAAGUGCAGUAGAGUAUUCCAGAUGCCACCGUAGAAGUGUUCAUUGAGUACAAUGGGGACACAGUGGAGGGAGCGACCAUUCCAGCUGAGAAGGGUUAAGAAAGGUCUCUUGGUGGAGGUACCACUUACACUGAAUCUUGAAAGAUGAGUAGAUGCUGGCUGGGGCACCAUGUAGGGUGGGGAGGGGUAUUUGGAGGUGCCUCAGGCAGCAGGAGUGACGUGUGCAAGGGCAUGGGAUGUGAAGUAGCUUGGUGUGUUCAUGGUUUGGCAUGACUAGAGAGUGGGGUGGGAGGUCCAGGGACUUCCCCUUCUUGGUUCGGGGCUGAGGAGGAUUUGUCCCACAAUGUACCCUGGGCUGCCCCUGAAGUAUAGUGUGACAACAGGGAACAAGCUGGAGAGAAGGCUGGAGGGACAACCUGGGACCAGACUGUGGAAGUCCCUGGAUGCCAUGAUGGGGAGUGUAACCUUGGUCUCCUCUAAUGCAGAAGAGAGGACUGCUAAAGGUGUGCUUCGUUCAGGUAGAUUGUGCUUACAACAGUAACUAGAAUGAAUUGGCAGUAAGAGAACCAAGAGACAGGAAAACAGGGAAGCAGCAGUUAGAGACGAGGGUUAACGAGCAUCUACACUAGGAUGGGAGCGGUAUUCCGGGUGAGAAGCUGAAGUGGGGUGGGGAGCCCUUUAGGGAGAGCAAGAAAAAUUCUCUCUGUGCUCUAGUGCCCCGGGGCAGUGGGGCAGAACUGGGGCAACCAGUCAGCAGGCUGGACAGCCAAGGGCCCAACAGAGGCAGAAGGGCUUCUUCUGGGCCACACACAUGUUCCAGAAGUGCCAGAUGGCAGCAGAACCCACUGUUCUCAAGUCUGCCCACCAGUCUGUGUCCUGGUGCCUGAGUUCUCAGCAUGGAGAGACUGCGGCCUUCUCCCAUCAUGCUCUCCCUCAGAGCCCCAUCAGCAGGAGGAGCCGCAAGCACAAGACAGAGUGGCCCCUCAUUUUCUUCACAGACACAGAGUCGCGGACUUCUGCAGAGGCCACUUCUGAAGCACUCUCGAACCACUUCCUCAGCCAGCUGACUCUGGCUGCCACUGUGGCCGGCCAGCCCUGCUGUCUCGUCCGCCUCGUGCCAUCAACCACUUUCCUUCUGUCCUGCCCCACCAGAGCAACGGGGACAAGGACAGUCACUGCCGUGCAUGUCUAGGGCUCUGUAGCAUCCGGCCAGCCUCACCAUGUGGCUCUUUAUUCUACAGCCAUUUUUGAGAGGCUCAUUGUUCAUUCCUUCAAGAAUCUCUGGAUUAGAAAUCUGAGGAAUUUGAAGCCAGCGGGUAGCAGAAUCUAAGCUGGGAAGUGCAGAAUAAGUAUGUACCCUUAAAACAACAGCAAGUGGCAGCACUAAUGCCUAUAGCCAGGACUUCAAAGCACAGACCCCAACAGUGGUCCCAUUUGGAGAGAAAUCAGAAUCCCAGCAUUUUUGAAAACUUGAAGAAAGGAACUACCUGACCGUCUGGAUGAUGUUCUGCGUCUCCUUGCGGUACAGCAUUUGGUCUCCCUGUUAAGUGGCCUGCACAGGGGAGGCUGGAGGUACACGUUGGAUAAGAAAGCCACUCCAGGACACUCUUGUGAAGUGUUGUAAGCCUUGCGCUGCCCAAACCUCUGCUUGUCUCAGCUGUAAAAUCCUGGGUCAAAUUGUGGUCAUAAAGUCUAUUGCUUCCAAAGCAACCCUGCUGUCUUUAGGUCUUUGUUUUAUUCAGGGCUGCUCUGUGAGCUAUAGCUUGCCUUUGAUGGGCCACAGCAGUGUUUUUCAUGUCUAACUAGUGUGUUAAUGUUUGUGAGAGGCUGUGGUUAAUUGGAUCCCCACGGUACCACAAAUGGCUUCAGACGCCGCUUACGUUGGGGGAGGUAACUCUGUGACUGUGUGCAUGCGUGUGCGUGUACACAUGUGCACUCACACCUGAGCAAGCACCAAUGAGACAAGUGUUCUUGGGUCCAGGUCUCAGCUUUGCGAGUGUUAAUACUUGUUUUUCCAGAGUCAAAAGUCUUGGCAUCAUCCCUAGAUUCUUAACCUUUCUUCUCUCACACUCUUUUGUUGUGUGUAUUGUUCUCGGGCCGAUUGGAGCUGCUGAGCCAGACUCUUCUCGACCGUGGCUUAACCCAUACUCGCAGACCCCUUACGAACUUCCACCAUCUUGCUGGCUGCUGUGUGCCAUUCAGUCCCCAUUUACUGACUUUCCUUUCUCAAGGUUGUAGCACCAGCAGGGGCUCCCACUGUCCCAAAUCUGUAAAAGCUUUCAAGUACCUUCCUGUUGCCCUGUCUUGCUUUGUUUUGUUUGUUUUUCAUCACUGCAUUAUUUAAGGGCUCAUGACUGACAGCCAUCCCAGACCCAGCCCCUUCUUCCUCUACAAAAGCAACUUAAUAUGAAAAGGAGCUGUUCUGCCAGGGCCCAGCCUAGGGGCCUGUGGGACUGCAGCUUUAAUUCUCAGGCCACAGGCCUCAGAAGGCAGGAAAGGGGGGCAGGCAGUCCAGUUCAAAUGGGUGGAGUGCUGGUGAGGUGGGUGAGGAGCCUGGGAAGUCCUGGAGAGCCCUUGCCCGGGAUGACAGGACACAAGGGCAAAGGAGCCAGCAAGUUAAAGGCUUUCAAAGCGAGGUGAAUCCAUGCCCACAAGCACACCCCCACAGCCAUGCACACUCACAACCACAUCCGUACCCACUCCAUACACACAAAGGGCUGGGCUGCUGGGCAGGUCCACAGCAGGUGCGACUGCCAGGGGAGUGGGUCCUCUGCCAUGUUACUGGUUGGCUGCCUGACAGGCAUCUGUCUAAUCUCUGUAACGUCCACUGCCUCUGACAGGUAAUGUGAUGGGCUUGUGGGAUUCCUCUAGGCAUGCCGUUCAAGAGAUGAUCCUAGUGUUGCUGGCAUGGUCCAUUUUCUCCUCACAAACUUCUCGUGGUUGCAGGAGGGGCAGGUGAAGUGGGGCUCUAGGGCGCCUCCAUCUUUUUGGAGGGGCACUUCCAUUCUGACUCUCUGCAUCCCAUGUCUAUAAAAAGGCGAACACUCGCCUUCCCCUGUUGGGAUGACCCCCGGAGACCAUGACUUCUCUAAGUCACCAUACUUUGAAUUGUGCAAUCCAACCACCGAGAUAGGGAUCAGCGUUUUAGCAUUUUUCCAAAGAGAGGGUUUCACACUCCCAUCCCCUCUCUAAAACCAGUGGUGACCUAUUUCUAGGAACUUGAACAAGCCUAACUAACAUUCCUGUGGGUGGAGCAGAGGGCAAGUCAGGGCAGGUGUUUUUGUAAGGAAACAGGAAUAGGUAAGUACCCUGGGGCAAGGCAGGCUGCUGUGCCCUAGGAUUUGGGAUGCUUGGAAAGCAGAGAAGUCAAUCUGCCUCUGGCUUCUAGCCUUAUAUUCCAUCCCAGCCAAGGGACUGUGCUCGCUCAUUGAGCACAAGUAUUGUUAGUCUCUUUUUAUGUGUGUGCCAUACCUGCCUCAAAUCCGUGUACAAUGAGGUCAUCUCCAAGUGGUAAAACUCUGUGCAAAAGUAAGACAUCACUAGAUCUCUUCAACUAAGUCAUAAUCUCCUUCAGAUCCAAGAUUGCCUCUGACACUUCUUUGGACUCUCAAAGGUAGUCCCUAAUCUCUGCUCUUUGCCUGGCUGCUCAAGUGACCAUUGAGCCACACUGGUUAAAUGACCAUUUCCAGGCAAAGUUGGCCUCCUCUGUUAGUCUCUCUCAUAGCACCCUGUUUUUCUCCUUCAUAAUACCUGUCACAAUUUAUAAUAUUACAUUGCUUGUAAUUUACUUACUAAUUUCUGUCUUUGCUGUAGACUUUAAGUUUCAUGAAAGUAGGACCUUGUCUGCUUUGUUCAUAUCUACAUUACCAAUACCCAUAUAAUACCUGGCACAUAUUAAUAUUUUUUGAGUUACUAAAGGAGUGGUUUUGCAGGAGGACAUUAGCCACUAUAGAGCCAGAGAAUGCCUCUGUUCUCCUAGAUCGUAUCAACUAGGGAAGUCCUUGACCUUCACCAGUUUUUCUGGACUAGCUUCUUCAUGAAUCCUGAGCAUCCCACCUCUUCCCAUGACCACUGAAUUUGACUGCUGGUGACUUGAUUCAAAUGGAUCCCAGAGCCUCUAGGGACACAUCACUGGGUAAGAAGUGGCAACUUCCUUAACCAAUUUGUCUCAUUCCAUUUGUCCCUGGUGUUGUGGGAGGUGAAGAGAUGGGUGGUUUUGAGGCUCUGGAGGCACAGAGCUGGGUAGGUGGACCUCUGACCAAGCAUGCAGGGCCAAGUGCAAAGGCCGCCCUGGGGAGCAUCCACAAAGAAAGCAUACUCUCAUAUCUUCCUGUCCAUGGCGACUAUAUGUGCCCAUCUCAUAGGGAAGCUCAUUAAGACAUACAUUUCACCACAUGCCAGCAAGAAUUCCAUCAGAAGUUACUUACCUUAAGCUGUGACUUUCUGACCCACAUUUAUGGGUUUACCCAAAUUAAAUUGUGGAAUUGCAGCAUCACACUUCAUUAUUACCUUGAAAUUACAAUCCCAUCCUGAAUGACCAAGCCUUGUAAGCAAUGUAAGCACCACCUGACACGCACGCUCUGAAACAAGUCCCAUGUUAAGCUGCACAAGUGUGUAAUGGGUGAUACUUGGAUAACUCUGAUUAAAUAUAUAAAUCAUGAAAAUUAGAAGUGGGAAAAAAGUCAGCUCUCUGCUUGGAUUAGCUACAUACUACUGUUUGGCUCAAUAAUAGAUCAUUUUCUCUCCGCAGAUCUUGCUCUUACACAGCAUUUUUUUUUUACAUGUUUACCCUUCUUUCAUGGCACUUCCUUGCCCAUGUUCACACCUUCCAGUAGACAGAGCCUCUCCAUUUCUACUCUUUGUACAUUGUGUGUACUUUGGCUGGUAAUCUCUAAAAGGCUUUGUGCAAGGUUUUUAAGUAUUUUUCAUCCAACAUUGGUUUUGCCCCAAGGAUCAUCUUCCCCCAAGCAGUGACACUGGAUUUUGACAAUCCUUUUCUUUCACAUCAUUAUGAGAUGGCCCUCAUCCAGAAGUAUGCUCGUGACCAUAUCCAACAUUAGGAAUAUUGCUCAGAAGGCCAGGGGCUUGCCAGCUGAGCCAGGCAGACUGAUAAAUCCAAGAAGAGGAAUGACAACAUAGAAAAAGAGGUUGUGCAGGCCAAAAGACUCGAAUAAAUCUUACUACUGAAUUAUCCAUACUUCAGAAUUAUAAAGAACUCCCAGACACUCCAAAAGACUAUGGGAAGAAGACCGACCAAUACAGGGAUUUCAAAGCAAGAUGAGAAAUUGGGCAAGUUAGGGGAAGAUGUUGGGACUGGGUUUAAAUGAUUAAAAAAAAAAAAAGAAACAAAACAAGAAUGAAAUAAAAGAAAACAUUUGGCUGAAAUGGAAAGGUUGAGCAGGAGCAGUGUGACAGGGUGGGGACAGACCUGUGGAUGGGGGAGGAAUUGGGUAAAAAGAAAGAUAAUUGAGUAUCUAAAUCCCAAAUGCCUAUGCAAGGACAACUUCUCGUGUUUAGAAGGGUGGUUAUCUGGCACUACAGUUCGGUGGGUUCAGCUGUUAGAAUCCUUUUAAAUUAGGGGCACCUGGGUGGCUUAGUCAGUUAAGCAUCCAACUUCAGCUCGGGGCAUGAUCUCACAAUUUGUGGGUUCGAGCACCACAUAGGGCCCUGUGCUGACAGCUAAGAGCCUGGAGCCUGCUUCGGAUUCUGUGUCUCCCUCUCUCGUUUGCCGUCUGUCUCUGUCUCUCAAAAAUAAAUGUUAAACAAAGUUAAGAAAAAAGAAUCCUUUUAAAUUCUUUAUUGUGAUAAUCUACAAAUCUUCUCCCAAACUCAGGAUUAUAACUUCAUUUCUGCUGGUUCACACCACAUCAGAUCUAUUAAAAAAAAAAAAAAAAAAGGUACAGAAUGGGUAAAGAAAGCAGUGAGAGGAGAUAGAAUGGAAUAUGCCAGAAAGACCAUCUGUGGCCACCCCCCUGCUUACAUGUGUGUAACAUGUCUAGCUAUAAGUGAACAUUUUAUAUGGAUGUCUCAUUUACUUUUGAUGUAUGUGGUGUUCCUAUUUUUGAGAGACAGAGGUGAGUGUUGUAUAUUCUUUAGCUGGAACCUUUUCAGUUCAUGGUGCCUCCUUGGGAUUAUAUUCUGCAUCUCAUUUUGUCCAUUAUUAAAAUCAGAGGUUUUUUGUCAAGUCAAUAAAAUGAUUGAGUUAUCAAUGCUAAUUUAGUCCUUUCUCUCUUCAUCAGUGUGAUUUUGAAGCAUUUUUAUUAGUACCUUUAAGUGCUAUGUUUGAGUAGCUAAAAGUCCUGUUUUUUAAGACAAACCUUAUAUUUCAGUGUCAGAUGUAUCCAAUUCAUGAUAAGUGCUUAGACCAGUCUCUUAGCUUCUCUGGGUUUCAUUUCUUCUGAACAAUGAGUAAUUAUGCCAGUUCCUCCCUACGUGUAGGGAUAUUUGGAAGGUAAAUGAGAUCACAUCUCUGAUAGCACUGCCUGGUCUUCAGAGGAAAUCUGCAGUAUUGUUACUGGGCUGUUACUGCUCUCUUCCAAAUUGCACAGCACAUAAUGCUCGUGGCGCCCACAGUCUAGCUGGGCUUUCACUGGCAAAAUGAUUUAAAGGCACUGGCUUGUCUCGGGCCGUGCUCAGGGUUCCCUGACGUUCUGUGGGUAGGAAUCUGGUGGUGCUCUUGGCCUCGUGUGUGUACAGUGGGGUGUUGAGUGUCUGAGCCUGGAAUAAAGAAGGUGGCAGUGGGCUCCUGGUGGGAGGCUUUUGGACGGGAGGCGUCUGGGAUUAUAAGAAGGCAGGUGCUGACUUACCUGUUUGCCAGUUUAUUUUCUUUGGGGGAGGCAGUGUUUCAAUUUACUGCAUUCCUUGGAGGUUUGACAUAUCAAUUAGAUGUUAUCGAUGGUAAUAGAGGGGCAGUUGCUGUAAAUGUGAAGUUUUUACUGGUAGGCCAUGAAAUGACACCCCAAGGGACUGUAGCAGAGUGGCAUGAUAAAUAUUGUGUUACCUGCACACGGGCAGAGGGACUGAUUAAUAGGGGAGGAUGAUUCUAUCUCCUGCACUAAAAUGUUAUUUAUUCAUUUGCUGUCAAUCAAACCUUCUGUUCUAAUUGGCUGAAAGGUUAAAUCAUCAAGAUCUGCUCAUAAACCAAGUUAAGGUAGGAAGAAAAGCAGCAUUAAAUCAUAAUCAGUAGCUUGUUUAUUUACAGCAUUAUUGUAUCUGUGUGACCUUGGAGAGCCUCUCUCUACCCUCUGGUUACAGUAGCGGCCCUGAGCUGGGGACUCACAUGCAUGAGUGGAGGUUGCUGGAAAGGAGGAGAUGGUUGCCGUGCCUGGUGGUGUAGCCAGAAUCUGAAGAAGGCAGUGCUCAGCACAGUGUUGCCUCAGCGUAAUUAAACCACUGCUACUCUUUCUGCUGCAUUUUUAAUGUAUGGCUCUGGUAUUGCACAAUACUUGUAAAAGGAAGACUUAUUUUCAAAAAGACAAAUAUAUUUCCACACUAACAGUUUUAUAAAGAUGUCAGUGAAUAAGUAUAGGCACCAUUAAAUCACAUUUUAAAGGCAGGCUUCUCAUCGUGAUAAAUCUGCAUUAUCAGGUCUCAUUUCUGAAAUGAAUCACGCAUUGUAAAACUUUAUGGGAGUUGAGUUAAAGAUCCCUUGUUGGCCAGUACAAGUGUAUAUUGUCAAACCACGCAGGAAGGGUAGCUUCAAAUCCCAGUGAAAGUGCUGAUAGGGUGACACCCCUUUCUUAGAAGCCGUAUUUCAAGUACAAGCUACUUUGGGGAGGUAAGAAGCUUUUCUCACUGCCAAAGAAGCUUAUUCAAAGAAAACCAAGAGUAAACUCCCAUUCAAAGGUUCUCUCUACUCAGCUUGGCGCCACGAGGACACAGCUUGCUCUUCAGUGGGGCUGGUAAAGGUCAGUAACCCAGAACCACAGCGCCGAGGUGGAGGGAGCCUGUGCUGACGAGGCGUGCUCACCCUAGCAUACUGUCCUCACCACACGUACCACCCGCGACACACCCUGCACUCCUGCUCACUCACCCCCACCUCCUCCUUCAGCAGUCCAGACAGGCAGACACUGCAGCCUAAGAAGUGACUGCCCUACCUUUAUCUUGAUGUUUAACAAAUUCACUUCCACGGUUGUUUAUUUGGAUAUUUUAGCCACAGGUAGCCAUGUCAGCUCAUGAAUCGUGAAUCUGAUAGACCGUAUUACCAUGUUAAAUACCAUCAAUCUGCCGUAUUAAAAAUAAAUUUGCCAAAGAGGGUCUGAUCGUCACCUUUGUGGAGGGCAUCUGCAAGAUGACCGCUGAAUGCCUUCCUCAAGGUUUGAAAUCAUUUGCGUGUGUAUUUUAGGUCAUCGUAUCUGUGGAAAGGUGUAACAAAUGUUUCUAGACGGCUCGUAUGGCAAAAAUGGCCAACGUGAUCUGCUUUUUCAUCUUCAGUGACUGCUGAGUUCAUUUUGCUGUAAGAACACACACCCACUUCAUGACCACCCGGCUUCAUUGUUCCUAGUGAAUUACAAAGCUGUGCGGUCAUGACCACCCAGCCUCGCUCGUUCUGGUGAAUUACAAACCUGUGCGGCUGUGUUGUUCUGCAGUCAGGUCGCACGUGAGAUGCCGACACUGUCCUACAUGGUAGGACAAAAUUGGAGGUUGCUUCAAGUCUGAGAAUUAAUCAGAAAGAGGAAAGUUAAGAAGCUGGACGUGGGUGGCUAAUUCAGUAAGGAGAGACUACUUAGUCUAAAGAAGAGAUUGUGAUAAAUGAAUGUCCUCGUGCUCCCUCUGAAGGAACAGACUGAGCAGCACUGGAGCGUGUGGCUUCUACCCACUAAACCCUCCACAAAGAGCUAGUCAGUCAUCAGUAGCUGCCAGUGUUAACAAACCUGGUGCACACUCCGGGGGGUGGGGGGCACUCACAAAAAACUGUGUAGGAAGUCACACUCAACAAAUUGAUUGUUUUCCCCUAUCAGACAAAAUGUCAUACCCACCUAGAAAUUAAAUUUCAUAGAAAUGACAUAUCGUGUGUAACUAGUCAUUAAAGGUUUGUGCCUGAGAAAUACGCAAUCUGCUGAUCAUUGGGAUUUGAGAAUAAAGAAAAUUAAGACAACCAGUGUUUCCUUUGUUAUGUUGCCCAGUCAUCAUAGCUUCACAUGGCUCUCCAUGUUGAGUUUCUGUCCGUGUUACACACACUCAGCCUAUAGGCUAGAACUCAGGCAACUGGUGGUAGAUGUUCCAGAUCAAGAACGUCAGAACUUGGACAUGGGUUCAACUUCCUGCUGAGAUGGAAGAGAAAAUUUGAGAACAUCUCUGCAAUAGGAAGGGGCAAAAGUCCAGAUAAGCAGUCCUAGGAGGAAGUCUGGUAGGUCCAGGAGGUCGUUCUAGAAACAGCACAGCCUAGGAGCUGGUACUUAGGGAGUGUUCCAAGCAAGGUGCAGAGACCCCACCUUGGAUAUUGGAGUUCAGAAAUAGACUGUUGGACUGGAAAGGUUAUAGCAGGACCUUAGGACUUUAGGGAAUGGAAGGAAUUCAGCAGAGCAGGGGUUAGGGCUGUAUUUGGCCCACAGCCUGUUUUUAUAUGGCCUCUAAGAAUGGUUUUUACAUUUUUAAAGGGUUGUAAAAAAAAAAAAAAAAUAAAGAAUAGUAUGUGACAGGGAGCUAUGUGGCCUAAAAUAUUUACUCUCUGGCCCUUGAUAGUAAAAGUUUGCUGACCCUGGGGGUAGGCGUGGACUUGAGUACAGAAUAAUUACUGGAACGUGCUUGUUGAAUGACAAGGAAUGAGGUGAGAGCCAGUUCCUAGGACCCAACUACUUGAGAACAGGGUCCAAAGCAGGGCUCACCUUAGUGCUGAGUAACUUCCUGCAGAACCCCCCCCCCCCCGCACUUAGGGUGGGGGGAGAUGGAACUAGGUAGGGACUGCAGGGAAGGGAGAGUCAGGUGGGUCCCACAGCAGGUGGAAAUCCCUCAAGGACACAGGUAGUGUGGCAGCAGAGGGAUUUCUGACAUUUAUAGUAACUCUUUAUAGAGGGCUCUCCCAGCCUCUGCUUCCUUUGACUCCCUGCAGGAUAGGUAUUUUCCAGGUGUGACAGCAAGGACUCCAGAGAUCAAGUGAUUUGCCCAAGGCCAUAAAGCUAGUGAGUGGUAGAACCAGCCAAAACCCGGAUAUUGUCACUACUGGCUGAUGAACUUCCUGCUCCAACACAGCUCCUUUCCCAGGGUAGUGAUCCUUGGCCAGCAAACCUCUUCACCUGACCAGGAUACCUGUGGAGUACUUUGGAAAGCUGGAUUUAAAACCUUCCUGCUGGGUCACCUGGGUGGCUCAUAGCACCUGACCCUUAAUUUCGCAUCAGGUCAUGAUAUCCCAGUUCAUGAAAUCAAGCCCCACAUCAGGCUCCACACUAGCAGCAUGGAGCCUGCUUCAGAUUCUCUCUCUUCUCUCUCAGACCCUCUUGCUGCCCACAGUAUCACUUCCAUGUCAGUCCCCCAUCCUCACUACCACGUAAUUGUCUUCUUAUGUCUUUCUGGUCGCCUUAUUCUAAAACUACCUAUGAUUUUUCCAGCUUGCUGCCUUCUACCUAGUGUAACAUAGGCUUGUCCUCUUUGUUACAAAAUAGAACAGUGGAUCUCAAAGUGGGGUCCCCCGUUCAUCAGCAUCACCUGGGAAAUGGGAACCUGUUAGAAACUCAAAUUCUCAGGCUCCACCCCAGACCUGCUGAAUCAGAAACUCUGGGGGUGGGGGCUGGCAGUCUCUGUUUAACAUACCCUCCAAAUGCUGCUGAUGAGUUUGAGACCCCCUGGAACAGUACGUCAGAAUGUGCAUCAGAAUCUUAUGGACUACACCUCCUCCCUCCCUGUGGGAAGCCCUGAGCCUAGGGCAUGUCAGUGUUCCCUCCAGAAGGUGGUUCCUGUAUUCUUCAGUGACCAUGAGGGUGUUAGUGACAGCUACAGCACAGGUCAGGGUAUACUGGUUCAGUUAUGAGAACCAGUGGGAAUUUCAGUGCCACGGCAAAUUCUUCAGAUGCUGUCAUCAGCUGCUAAGCACCCCUGUACUGGGGGGAGAAGUUUAAGAAGAUGGAAAAUAAACCUGCGACUGUACAUGCAGGGACCCAGACCUGGGAGUCCCAGUAUCCAAGAUCUUCAGCAGAAACCUGUGUUUCCCAAAUGCUGCAUUGCUGUGGAAUGCAUUUUAGUGUCCCUAACUCGACUCAGUCACUAUAAAAAGAAGGCUGAAACAAGACCCCUCUGAAGAGCUCGGCAGAGCCUAUACCAGUUUGCUGGUCCCAAGUCUACUGCUAACAGGGUAUUUUGACCCAAAGUUGGGAGUCAUGAUCAUUCCCAGAAAAGAUUAUAAAAAUGAAGAAAACGAAAAUCAUGAAAACAAAGAUGGAUAUCCAUAUCCACCACCAAAGAUGGGGCAGCCAUCCCCAGUUAUAUGCUCUGAGUCAACAAAUGUAGCAGUGCCCGCUGCUUUCCAAGUUCAGUGUGGUUCUCUUUCACGACGUUUUGUCACAUCCGGGGAAAUGGCUCCAAAAAGGACAUUUGCCAUCUUUAGUCGUAGAAUAGAGCAACGGUCCUUCGUGAGGAGUGAAGGGCAGAAAUAUUGAUAUCCUCCCUAAAGCUUUAAAAUUGAUGUUGAGGGGCCUUCUCCCGGGGGCAGUUUUUAAGCUAGAGCUGGAGCUGUUCUUAGUGACGGCACUGUUGGUUAGGGUUUUGUUGUUGUUGUUGUGUUCAUCUGUAGUUCAGAGUCUCAGAUCUAGAAUUCCGCUGACUUGAUGGAAAAAAACAAGCUGAAUGACAGAACAGCUGAAAUUUCAUCCAUUUCUACACCUCACACCCCACAGCCCUUCAGGACUACACAGCAGGACACCAGCGUGAUCCUGAUGGGGGCAGAGCCACAACGAAGCAGGGAAAAGAGCAAAUCCUCUCGCAACUUCAGGAAAAUCUACUCUGUGCUUUCACACACUUGGUUGAACUUUUCAAAAAUAUUGACUAAACAACCUGCCAGCUGUGAUUACCAACAGCUCUAUUUGGCAGUCGUUGACAGAAAGCCAAUGGGCGUGUGCAACGUCAUCUAGUGCUAACAGGGCCUUCAUUAGCAACUGUUGAGGAGAUGAGUGCUCUCCUGGACCCAGAAGAGUGAUUCCUGUCCCCUGGUGGUGCUCACUCAAGCAUCAGUAAACUGUUUGCUUAGCAAGCCCAGGGGCAGACAGGAAGCCUGCCUGUACAUCUCCAUCACUCUGAGGGUUUUUUAUGUCCCGAGCUCCAGGAACACAAAUAAUAUUCUUUCUAAGCUGCUCCAAAAUGCAAUUGAUAGAAAAUAUCAUGGAAAAGGUGAAUUGCCAGACAGUAAGCCCUCAUGACCGAGAGCUUAUUCAUAAAAUGAUGACAAAUUUAUUGCACACAUUCACUGCUGGCUUUCUGAGAUUAAUAGCUGAUCUAUCUGAUUUUAAAGGCUGACAAUGGAAUCAGAAAGAGUUACUGGUCAGUUUUCUCACCCAUCCCUUCACCUAGAAACCUUCCUCCCCAAGAAAUAAUACAGAAAAAUAAGCUGAUUAAGCUUCAGCAACCGUCUUACAGUAUUUUAUUGCAGGAGAUUUCCACGUGCCAAGGGUAACUUUUAACCUUGUUGAAUGCAGUUUGACUUCUUGGCAUCUGCCUUCAACUCUGCAAAGCCCUCAGGGCAGGGGACUAGCACAGCAAAUAA